Penicillium canariense is the source of this 2265-nucleotide messenger RNA. RefSeq names its product WD40 repeat domain-containing protein. The transcript has 6 exons. Lineage: Eukaryota; Fungi; Ascomycota; Eurotiomycetes; Eurotiales; Aspergillaceae. Gene Ontology annotation, molecular function: protein binding. Gene Ontology annotation, biological process: proteasome-mediated ubiquitin-dependent protein catabolic process. The record is from RefSeq and is a predicted model, not a curated record. The coding region runs from base 1 to 2265 and encodes 754 amino acids. Gene Ontology annotation, cellular component: GID complex.
AUGAUGGCGUCAGUGUGGAUGGCGAACCGUAACCUUAUGGAAUGCGCCGGAGUCUGUGGGUGCCCGGUGUCGAACCGCUUCUACCCCCUCGACAAACGUCUGGAGCUGCUACUCCCCCCGGCGAGGACUGAUCCACCCGCCACCACCCUCUGUCGGUCUGCUCACCUGGUUCUUUCAAAGAGCCAGGGGACUGGGCAGAUCCCAACUACCGACCUGGCCGACAACCGUCCCUACCAUCCCUUCGCCUCCGACCACCCCGUACAUUCUCUUCCCCUCGAUCCUACUGCCAUCCCCGCCCGCAGUCCCGAACGUCCCCCAUCCUCGUCCGAGUACCGAACCACGACUGCUACCUCCCAACCCUCGACCGGUCGAACCGCCCGUCCGGUAAAUACCCGACGCCGUGCUCUCCGAUCGAGCAGCAGCUCUGAGGAGUCUCUAGUUACGCGGACGGCCGGCGCCGGCAUUCGUGCAGAAGACGGGGCACGUGAAGCUGUGUCUCAAGACGACCCGAACCUCCAGCCCGGCCGAGCUGACGGCCGCUCUCCAUCCCGCAAGCGCAGGCGCCUGGCAACCAUGCGCGCCGACGGGCUAUCGACAACAAAUGGCUUUUCCCAGGCGUCCAACGGAUCGACCCCGAGAAAAGCCAGCCUGAAUCCUCAACUGACUGCGGCUAAUGGACAGUCACAUACAAAUGGCGCCGGGAAAGCCCUGGCAAGUUCGUCGUACUAUGGCCAUAACCGGGAGGAGGUGACGCGAAUAUUAAUUCAAAGCUUGUACGAGCUUGGCUACAACAGCGCGGCCUCGACGUUAAGCUCCGAGAGUGGUUACCAGCUGGAGACGUCGGGUGUUGCAGCCUUCCGGAGCGCCGUAUUAGGCGGACGAUGGUCAGAAGCGGAGAGGAUUCUCAUCCAGUCUUUCCGGAAUGCGGGAUCGAAUAAUGGGCAGAAGGGUUCUCACGAGGACACCCUGGUAUUGGCGGAGGGUGCGGACAGGAGUGAAAUGCUAUUCUACCUCCGCCAACAGAAAUUCUUGGAGCUGCUCGAAGCACGAGAUUUAGGUUCGGCUCUCUUGGUUCUCCGGCAAGAACUCACGCCAUUAAACUAUGACGUCGAUCGGCUCCAUGCUCUUUCCAGUCUUCUCAUGUGCCCGACGGAGUUGCUCCAUGAACAGGCAGGAUGGGAUGGCCCGGUCACCUCUUCCCGAGAACGGCUCCUGGCCGACCUAUCAAAAUCCAUAUCCCCCUCGGUUAUGAUUCCUCAGCAUCGUCUUGCAAUCUUAUUAGACUAUGUGAAGCGGGGUCAGAUCAGCAACUGCCUAUACCAUAACACUGCCGAUUCGCCAUCGCUCUACUCUGACCACAUGUGCGAGCGAAGCGACUUCCCGCUGGACGUCAGCGCCAACCUCAAUCAGCACAACGAUGAGGUCUGGCACUGCGGGUUUUCUCACGACGGAACCAAAUUGGUUACUGCAGGCCAGGACCGCUCCGUGCUGAUCUACGACACAAGUUCCUUCACCGUGAUCCAUAAAUUGAACGGGCAUUCCGAUGGAGUUGCUUUCGCCAGCUGGAGCCCGGAUGACUCCAAGCUCAUCACUUGUUCUCGAGACAGAACAGCCCGCGUAUGGAACAUCGAGACUGGCCGCUGUCUCUUGACAAUCGACCAUUACUGCCAACCAGUCACUGCUGCUGGCUGGGCCCCCGACAGCGAGUCGUUCGUGACCUCUUCGUUUGACCCCAGCUCCGCGCUCUGUCAUUGGAGUAUGCGUGGAUCGCCCUUGUAUACGUGGAAAGGAGGAUUCCGUACACAAGAUUGCGCAGUCAGCCCCGAUGGCCGACGGCUUGUGGCAGUAGACACUGCUUGCAAACUACACGUAUUCGACUUCCGCACCUACGAAGAAGACUACUGUCUCUCUUUUCCAAGCAUACCGACAUCCGUCGUGAUCAGCCGUGACUCGAAGCAUAUGCUGGUCAAUCUGACCGAGGGAGAAAUCCAACUGAUUGACAUGGAAACUACUGCUGUUGUUCGGCGGUUCCGGGGCUACAAGCAGGGCAACUAUGUAAUCCGGAGUGUCUUUGGCGGGGCAGCCGAGAACUUUGUUGUCAGUGGCAGUGAAGAUUCUCGAAUCUAUAUCUGGCACAAGGAGAAUGGGACACUUGUAGAAACCUUGGAGGCUCACACCAAGGGCUGUGUGAACUCAAUAUCGUGGAGUCCAACAGACCCGGGCCUGUUCGUCUCGGCUGGCGAUGAUAAAACUGUGCGCAUGUAA